UCCCUCCCAAUCGUCACAAAACAUUCCUUUCCAUCAACCUUUUUCUAAUCUCUGUUUCUUUGCCAACCUAUCUUUCCUUUGGUUCCUCCCCAAGCCACGCCCUUCGCUCUCCUCCCCAUCUCUCUGAAAGGAGGCAGUGCAAAGGUUGCUGCUUUUGAAAGCUGAAUCAGAAGCUGGGAAGGAGGGCUUGAUGGGAAGGGAGGGUGGGCAGACCGAUGAGUUCCCUGUUGGCAUGCGUGUUCUCGCCGUCGACGAUGAUCUGACUUGCCUGAAGGUGUUGGAGGCUCUGCUGCUUCGGUGCCGAUACCAUGUGGCUACGACGAAUCAUGCUACUAUGACUAUCAAGUUGCCGAGGGAGAGCAGCGACAAAUUUGUGGUUAUCAGUGAUGUGCAUAUGCUAGACAUCGAUGGUUUCAAGAUUCUGGAAAUUGUGAGCCCGGAGUUGGACCUACCAUAUAUCAUGUUGUCAGUGAACAGUGAGAUCAAAACUGUGAUGAAAGGCAUAACCCAUGGCGCAUGUGACUACCUGCUAAAGCCUGUUCGGAUCGAGGAGCUCAGGAAUAUAUGGCAGCAUGUUUUUAGGAGAAAGAAGCUCCAUCACAGGGAUUAUAGCAAGUUUGAUAAUUGGGAGGAAUCUCAUAGGCAUCAGAAUGAACUAUCCAACCACUCGAGGGCUGUUUGGUCUAUCGACCGACACCAGAAGUUUGUAGCUGCUGAUAAUCAAUUAGGGAUUGACAAGGCUGUCCCUAAGAGGAUACUAGAGCUCAUCAAUGUCGAGAAGCUUACAAGAGAAAAUGUUGCGAGUCAUUUACAGAAGUAUCGGCUUUACAUGAAAAGACUUAGUGCUGUGGCAAGCCAACAGGCUACCACGGUUGCUGCUUUUGGAGGUAGGGAGCCUUCCCAUCUGCAUAUGGGUUCAUUGGAUGGAUUUGGGAGCUUCUAUGCAUUCAGCGACCUGCCAUUACAUCACUCCAGCCAAGUGAAGUGCUUGGGGAUUCCUACAUCAUCAGAGCUUGAGCAACUUCAACCAAAAAGAAUUCAGGAAUGGAACAGUCAUUCGCAAGUUGUUUUGUCAAAUGGUUCUUCUAGCAGUGGACAUUUUUCUUGCAGACCCAGCAGCUCUUUUGUCAAUUCGACUAGCAAUGCUCUUAUAUCAUAA
This is a messenger RNA of Musa acuminata subsp. malaccensis (wild Malaysian banana), 1159 nucleotides long. The record is from RefSeq and is a predicted model, not a curated record. Lineage: Eukaryota; Viridiplantae; Streptophyta; Magnoliopsida; Zingiberales; Musaceae.